Messenger RNA from Rosa rugosa (rugosa rose), 2231 nucleotides. Its product is annotated as probable hexosyltransferase MUCI70. The record is from RefSeq and is a predicted model, not a curated record. The coding region runs from base 348 to 2033 and encodes 561 amino acids. The transcript is spliced from 10 exons. NCBI's taxonomy places the organism in Eukaryota, Viridiplantae, Streptophyta, Magnoliopsida, Rosales, Rosaceae.
AUAAUUACUUGAGGUAAAUAAUAUAAAGAUAAAUAAGACAACCGCGCAAAUGGCAAUCCCCAAAACAUUGGCCACUGAAACCCUAGAUACACACAGAUGUGAUGUGAGAUUGUGAAUGAGCUCUACCACCAUUUUUAAUUCAGUUCGAAUUUGGAGCCCUUUUCCAGAGAGAGGGAUUCUGGGUUUUUGUUAACUUGGAUUUGGAAGACUUGUGAAGUUUGGUUUGUUUUGUCUAGUACUAUUUUUGGAUUGAAAAAAGAAGUUGGCUUUUUUCUGAAUGAGAUAUUCUAGUAGGAGAAGAAGAAGGAGAUGAAACUUGAACAACAAUUUGUGGAUUUGGAGAUACAAUGACUGGAGGGUCAUUAGGUCUACGUACCGGAAGCUAUGGAUCACUACAACUACAGCAGAUACAGAAUGGUUUUCCACCUAUUCUGCAAACAACCCCUCCUCCUCUGGCGCGAAAGCCUUCCAAGGUGCUUCUUGCAAGUAGGGAGAAGGAAAGGGUUCUGCCCUUUGUCUGUAGAUUUUUGGGCCGAAAAAAGGUCAUAAUGCUUCUUUUGGUUGUCCUUGCUCUUUUGGUUUUCGUAUCCAAUUCCUUCAAUGUAAAUAAAGGAAUGGAAGAUAAACAUGACAUUAAAAUUACUUCUACACAGAAUACCAUGAAAGGAAAAGAUGCAAAUAGAGCCCUACUUACUCCUCCUCCCCAUCUUCAUACUGAGUCAUUUACUGUUGUUCAUGGAAAUUCCCCUCCAUUGGCCCAUCAAUGUGAAAAUUUUGCAUUUCCUCCUCCUCCUCCUUCAUCUGGUCGUAAACGAAGUGGACCUCGCCCGUGUCCAGUAUGUUAUCUCCCUGUGGAGCAGGCUAUAGCUAGUAUGCCAAGUUCUUCUUCAGAAUCACCUGUACUACAUAAUUUGACAUAUGUUUAUGAUGAAAAUCCCACUAGAACUGAACGACAUGGAGGUUCUGAAUUUGGUGGAUUUCCAACUCUGAGACAGAGAAAUGAUUCAUAUGAUAUAAAAGAAUCCAUGACGGUCCACUGUGGAUUUGUGAAAGGUAAUAAACCUGGUGACCAGUCUGGAUUUGAUGUUGAUGAAGCUGACCUUAUGGAGUUGGAGACGUCCCAUGAGAUAAUUGUUGCGUCAGCUGUCUUUGGAAACUAUGACAUAAUACAGCAGCCAACAAACAUUAGUGAGUUUUCGAGGAAAAAUGUUCCAUUCUACAUGUUUAUUGAUGAAGAGACUGAAGCUUAUAUGAAGAAUUCCAGUGUCUUGGGAAACAGUAGGAAAGUAGGAUUAUGGAGAGUUAUUGUUGUCCGUAAUGUUCCUUACACUGAUGCAAGACGCAAUGGAAAGAUUCCAAAGCUUCUAUUGCACAGGCUUUUCCCCAAUGUCAGAUAUUCUGUAUGGAUUGAUGGAAAGCUUCAGCUUGUUGUGGAUCCUUAUCAGGUCCUUGAGAGGUUCUUGUGGCGUCAGAAUGCAAAUUUUGCAAUCUCAAAGCACUAUAGACGGUAUGAUGUGUUUGAAGAGGCGGAAGCUAACAGAGCUGCUGGGAAGUACGAUAAUUCCUCCAUUAAUGAGCAGGUUGACUUCUAUAUCAAGGAGGGUUUACAACCUUACUCUGAGGCUAAGCUUCCAAUAACGAGUGAUGUUCCUGAAGGUUGUGUGAUCAUAAAGGAACACAUUCCCAUUACAAAUUUAUUCACCUGUAAUUGGUUCAAUGAAGUUGAUCGUUUUACCUCCAGGGAUCAGUUAAGCUUUUCCACAGUGAGGGAUAAAAUCAUGGGAAAAGUUGAUUGGAGCAUUAAUAUGUUUUUGGAUUGUGAAAGGCGCAACUUUGUAAUUCAGGCAUACCACAGAGAGUUGCUGGAGCAGAUGCCUCCUCCCCGUCCUCCGAGGGUUGUGAUUCGUCGUACACCAGCUUUGCCUCAUGUUAUCAUAUCUGUAAAGACUCCACCUGGGAAGAAGCGUGGACGAGGGGAUAAGAAGCGCCAUCGGAAGGUUGUUGCUGUUAGUAGAGACAACAUGCAAUUCUAAUUGUUCUUUCUUCUUUCAUUAAUAACCCUUUUGACUAUAAGAAAAUGUAAUCUCCCCUCCCCCUUUGUUACAAAAUUAUACAUCACGGGGUAGGAAGAUCUGAUUAGAUCUGUGUAGGAUGAUAGGAAAGGACAGAUACAACUCUAAUUCUUGUUUGGAAAUUUUUGAUAUCUAUUCAAUCUUCUUUUUCUCUUGCAA